CACAAUCGGAUCUCAUUCAUUCUGCUUUAUAGAUAUAUUUUGGGAGUUUGACAUGCUGAGUGCCGUACUGAAACAAGUGAAAAGUCACCCGGCUUUGAUUCCUCUCUUCAUCUUUAUCGGUGGUGGAGCGACCAUGUCUAUGCUUUACCUGGGCCGUAUCGCACUAAAGAACCCUGACUGCUCAUGGGAUCGCAAGAACAACCCAGAGCCUUGGAAUAAACUGGGGCCAAAUGACCAGUACAAGCUUUUCACGGUCAACAUGGACUACUCUAAACUGAAGAAGGACAGGCCUGAUUUCUGAGCAGAGCCCAGUGAAUCAGCUAGGUGUGUUAAACACUGCACGUCCUGCCCUGGAGGUCUAUUCAACACGUCUUCAAAUAGGCUUUCAAAUCUUAUCUGUGAAUGUAAAUGCCCAUUUUAAAUAAAGAAACUGAAAGUCUUA
Molecule: messenger RNA, 442 nt
Organism: Carassius carassius (crucian carp)
Lineage: Eukaryota; Metazoa; Chordata; Actinopteri; Cypriniformes; Cyprinidae
Product: cytochrome c oxidase subunit NDUFA4-like
Exons: 4
Coding region: 53-301 (82 amino acids)
Source: RefSeq, a predicted model, not a curated record